Tripterygium wilfordii is the source of this 976-nucleotide messenger RNA. RefSeq names its product putative methyltransferase DDB_G0268948. The coding region runs from base 113 to 901 and encodes 262 amino acids. Gene Ontology annotation, molecular function: S-adenosylmethionine-dependent methyltransferase activity. NCBI's taxonomy places the organism in Eukaryota, Viridiplantae, Streptophyta, Magnoliopsida, Celastrales, Celastraceae. The transcript has 2 exons. The record is from RefSeq and is a predicted model, not a curated record.
UCAAUAUCUUGCCACGUUACCAGUUACCAGUUACGUUUGCCUCUCUAUAUAAAUCUAAAGCUAGAUCAACACAAAUAAUAAAGCCCAAAACCAAACAGAGAAGGAAAGAAAAAUGGCAGGACUGUUCGAUAAACAAGCAGAUCUCUACUUGGACGGACGGCCCACCUACCCAAGCGAAUGGUACUCGAUGCUUGCCGCUCGCACUCCUCGUCACUCGCUCGCGUGGGAUGCCGGCACUGGCAAUGGUCAAGCCGCUAUUGGGCUCGCGGAGCACUAUGACAAAGUGGUAGCAACGGACGUGAGUGAAGCCCAGCUAAAACUGGCAAUGCCACACUCAAGAGUUCAAUACAUCCACACUCCCUUAACCCUCUCCGACGAAGAGCUAAUCUCCUUAAUCGGAGGCGAAAACUCAGUAGACUUAAUCACAGUUGCACAAGCCAUCCACUGGUUCGACCUCCCGAAGUUCUACUCCCUGGUCACGCGCCUCCUGCGCAAGCCUGGAGGCAUAUUCGCAGUCUGGUGCUACAACGACGUCGUCGUUAGUCCAGAAUUCGAUCGUCCGUUCAAGCAAUUUCAUGACACGACACUUCCAUAUUGGAACGGGAAGAUUCGAUACUUGUUUGAUGGGUACAGGGAGCUGCCAUUUCAGUUUGAGAGUGUUGGGUUGGGUUGUGAAGGGAAGCCAUUGGAGUUGGAGAUACCCAAGGAGCUGAAGUUUGAAGGGUUGUUGAAGAAUUUCAUGUCGUGGUCGGCUGUGAUUACUGCUAAGGACCAAGGUGUGGAUUUGUUGUCUGAAAGUGUCGUUCAAGAGCUUGAGAGUGCUUGGGGUGGGCGUGAGCUUGUCCGGUCUGUGGCGUUGAAAGCUUUUAUGCUUGCCGGGAAGGUCAAGAUAAAUAUGUGAUUCUGGAUUUCUUGUCAUGGCAUGUAUGUUGGUGCCCUUGAUUAAUAAAAAUAACAAAACAAGAAUUGGAGUCCA